Molecule: messenger RNA, 1771 nt
Organism: Monopterus albus (swamp eel)
Lineage: Eukaryota; Metazoa; Chordata; Actinopteri; Synbranchiformes; Synbranchidae
Exons: 6
Coding region: 949-1662 (237 amino acids)
Source: RefSeq, a predicted model, not a curated record
GUUAUAGGCACCUGUCGCUUGGGUGGCAAUGCACAUAAUUGCUCUGGGAGGGGGAAGUGCUGCAUCAGGUGUGCUGGCAAUGAGGCCUUGCUCUUUCCAGUUGUCCCACAGUGUUUCUGCCUUUCUUUUGGUUUGCUUCUCUUUUCCUUCUGGUGCUUUUCUAGCCAUUUCUCCUAAAACCCAUUCUUUAAGUUGUUAUAAAACUUUCCCCUUUAAUUCAAAUGUAUUAUUGCUAUAAAGACAGCUAUUUUUGUUAGUGAAAUGCAAGUGACUCAGCCCUGUCCUGAUAUCAUUUGUGUAAUGCAGAUAAAGCAAUAUUUUUGUGAAACCCCUGUGAAUGAUAACUGUAAAUCUACACUUCAAUAAUAUAUUCACUGGUUCAUUUCAAAUCUGUUGUGGUGAUGUACACAAGCAAAAUUACACAAAUUGUGUCCUUGACCAAAUACUUAUGCAGCAGACUGUAUAUGUGGUAUCUUCUAUAUUAGGCUAUAUACUACAGCACAUAAAGUUUGUUAGUAUAAUGACAUUUAACUGAGUUUAGCUUCAGUAAGUAUAUAAAAAGUCAAGGUACAUAAAGUCAGUGUAUAGUGUGGAUUAGGUGCAGGCUGUUGUCUUGUUCAAUCAACUUUGGAAGCACUGACCCUGAAAGUGCAGACACCAUACGGUCAUGAUACAGCAAAACAGACAGGACUCUCAACUUCAACCCUGAUAAACCAGUUACUGUCCCCCAAUUUUGUAACUGCAGAGCUUGCAUGUCUGUUUGUUUGAUAGGCAAACAUGAAGGCUUGCUACAGUAGAAAACAGCAUGCUAACAUUCAGGGUUAACAGUCAUCUUAGGUGGCAUUGUAUCCUGUUAGAGAGGGGUGGGUAGCUGUAGCACAGAAAUAAUUGGUCGGUGAUGUCAAUAUAAAACAGUUCUGACAGAGACAAAGAUGCAUCAGAACCAUCAUGAAGACUUUGUGUGUUGCUGUUGUUGUGCUGAGUCUCACCUCGAUGUGCCAGGCUGCGUCGCUGGCCUGUAACGAGUUGCUGAAGCCGGUGGACACAGCUCCAGAUCUGACCGGGAGAUGGUACGUCAUAGCAGUAUCCUCAGACACCUGCUUGGUUCCAGCAGCAGUGAAUGCUUUCCUCUGGCCAAGUUUUGCAUAUGACGCCUCCUCUGCACAGACACCAAAUAUCUAUAAGGUCACCGCUAAGAUUAAAAUGUAUGGAUACUGCGCUAAUGAAUCUGAAUCAUUUUUCUAUGACAAAAGCCAUUUCUUUGAUCUCGACAAGAACAACGCUCCAACUGGUGAGCCAGAUGUGCUGCUGACCACUGGGUGCCCUGACUGCCUCAUUUUACAGACGAAGGACAUCGAUGACGAAGUUAUCUACCUCAGUAAGAGACAGGCUGUCACCACUACCGAGCUGGCGGAGUUUGGGGCACAGGCACAAUGUCUUGGCUGGUACAAACCACAGGUCUUUAACUCAGAUCAUGACUAUACAAACUGCAAGAGCUUUGAUGACGUUGAUGUUGAUGAUGAUCAUUCAGCAACAUCGGAGCUGAUUUAUCAAAGGUGGAAAACCUCGUAUAAGAUUCCCUUUGAGUGUUUUUGUGAGAAAGGAUUGUCUUCUGUCGCUUCUGUUCUUGAGUGGAUUGAGAAUGCGUGGAACAGCCUUUAGUGAAUGUGCUAGGGGACAUCACCAUUGAUGUGCAUGUGAGGUGGCGCAAACCCACCUUAGGAUGUAAUAAUCUGAAGAAAAUGUCUGAUUUACCGUUUUAAAAGUAUAG